Messenger RNA from Eurytemora carolleeae, 1531 nucleotides. Its product is annotated as glycine-rich protein DOT1. The coding region runs from base 67 to 1392 and encodes 441 amino acids. The transcript has 4 exons. The record is from RefSeq and is a predicted model, not a curated record. Lineage: Eukaryota; Metazoa; Arthropoda; Copepoda; Calanoida; Temoridae.
AGACAAUUCUAAAACUAUAUAUUGUUUCAGAUUUCUACCGUAAAUUAGUAGGAUUCCUAGCAAGACAUGAUAAGGAUCAGUACCACUGAAAUCUUCUUCCUUAUCUUGUCUAUUUCUUUAGUGUCAAGCAAAACCUAUCUGAUAGAAGUAGCUGACACACCGGGUGGCAUCAAAACUGAGAAUAAAGUGCAACAAUAUGGAAAUAGUAGCUCUGGAGGAGACUACUCAUUGGGAGCAGAUUGGGGAGUGAGAGAAGAAGGUUCAAUAGGAGAAAAUGGAGGUUACACAGCAAGGUUUGAGAAUGGUGGUGAUGGAGGAGGGGAAGGAGGAGAUGAUGGGAAUGGUGGAGAAGGAGUAAAUGGAGGAUAUGCUGGGAAUGAACACAAUACAGCAGGAGAAGAUAAUGGUGGUGAUGGAGGAGGUGAAGAGAAUGGUGGAGAUGGAGUAAAUGGAGGAUAUGCAGGAACUGAAGAAGUUACAGCAGGGAAUGGUGGUUAUGGUGGAGGUGAAGGGACUGGAGAGAAUGGAGUAAAUGGAGGAUAUGCAGGAACUGAAGAAGUUACAGCAGGGAAUGGUGGUUAUGGUGGAGGUGAAGGGACUGGAGAAGAUGGAGUUAAUGGCGGAUAUACAGAAAUUGAAGAAGUUAUAGCAGGAUCAGAGAACGGUGGUGGAGGUGAAGGGACUGGAAAGAAUGGAGUAAAUGGAGGAUAUGCAGGAACUGAAGAAGUUACAGCAGGGAAUGGUGGUGAUGGUGGAGGUGAAGGGACUGGAGAAGCUGGAGUUAUUGUGGAGUAUGCAGAAAUUGAAGAAGUUACAGCAGGAUCAGAGAAUGGUGGAGGUGAAGGGACUGGAGAGGAUGUAGUAAAUGGGGGAUAUGCAGGAAGUAAAGAAGCUUCAGCAGGAUCGGAGAAUGGUGGUGAUGAUGGAGGUGAAGCGAAUGUAGUAAAUAAGGGAUAUCAUGGUACUAGAAAAGAUGGAGUAUAUGAAGGAUAUGCUGGGACUGGAGGAGAAAUAACAGGAGUAGAGAAUGGUGGUGAUGGAGGAAGUGAAAGGACCAGGGAGGUUGGAGUAAAUGGAGGAUAUGCUGGGAAGGGAGGUAGUGGAGAAAAUGGAGUAAGUGGAAGUGAAAAAUAUGAAAGACAUGGAGGGAGCAGUCGAAGAGGACAAUAUGGAAGAUAUGGAGUUGGCCGUGGAAGUGGCCGAGGCCAAGGAUGGGGACGAGGCAGAGGAAGAACAGGAAGCAGCAAGGAAAAAGGCAGAGAAAGCAAAGGAAGCAGCAGGGAAAAAGGCAGAGCAAACACAAGAGGCAGCAAGGAACAAGGCAAAGGAAGAACAGGACGCAGAAGAAAGGAAGGAGGCACAGGAGCAGGUGGAGGGUGGCAAGGUAGAUGAGGCACAAGAUGUUGGUACAAUAACAACUACGGUGGUUGAUGAGGGUUAAGCUGAAGUAAGCAGAAAAGAAUUGCCAUUUUUGAUUACUUAAUCUGCCUAAAUCAAUUUCGCCAAAGAUUAAUAAAUUUUAAAACUUGAA